Molecule: messenger RNA, 1938 nt
Organism: Anthostomella pinea
Lineage: Eukaryota; Fungi; Ascomycota; Sordariomycetes; Xylariales; Xylariaceae
Source: the annotation of a GenBank genome assembly
AUGACUACGACAACUAUUGACAACGCCCGGGAGGGCCGAAGGCUUGUCCGAAUGUACAGCGGUGACGUCGAGGGCAGGCUGCCAUAUGGUAGCAACGCUCAAGUCCUGGGUCAGGUCCUGGGUCAAAAUCAUCCUGACCCAAGAGACGUAGCGAAUCCAUGGCGGAAGUUCUUCGAGACCUGGGAACCUGGAGAGACCGAGCUGGACCCUAUCACAGAUGUGAUCACCAUCGAGUCGAACAAGCUUCGGGAGAAUUUCCUCUCUUUCCUGACCAAUUGCUCGGGUCAGGAUCGACUCAACCUGGCCAGAUCGGAGCCGACUAUGGAAGGCGUCAUUGAACUUGUCCAAGAGGUCACUGCGGCUGCCCAGGCUAAGAAAGACAGCAGCCGUCGAGGCAAGGCGAUGAAGUAUUUCCACAAGUUCUGCAGGACCGUUGAUUCGCAUAAGGCAAUGUUGGAGAUCAUCCCACAAGGCAGCGAGUAUGUGUCCAUUCUAGCCGGCACGUUGACCGUCGUCAUACAGGCCAGUAUAAACCACGAGCGCAUGGCCGAGGACUUAUCAGAGGCGCUUUGCAGCAUCAGCGAGUACGUCGUGGAGUGCAAAGUCGAGCUCGAGCUUUUCAGAACCCAGGCCAUGAUGAAACUGAUUGCGGACUUCUACGCGCAUAUCUUUGUCUUCCUCUCGGACGUGAUGGAUUGGAUUGCCGAGAAAAGACGACGCAGGCUACUCGACUCUUUCAACGAGAACUUCUACCAGAAGUUCGAGGACAAGAUCGAAACGAUCAAGCGAAAGUCGGAGAUGAUCCGAAACCUGGCAGCUCAGAGCUCGCGGGCCGAGCAGAGGGCCACGAGACUCACUCUAGAGGAGUUGGCCAAGGAUGUCAGAGUCGGUCUCGUGGGUGAAGAGCGUCGACAUGCCGAGAUGACCUAUUUUGCGGAGAGGAUGGAAAGGGAGCUUUUGGCCAGGCAGGAAGAAAGACAGCUGCAGAGUGACCAGCAGUUGAAACAGCUGGCUGAGCGGCUCACAAGUAUGCUGCAGGAUAAAGCCGUGGUUUGGAUUGGUGAUAUGCGUUCAGUGAACGGAGGACUUCCCCUGGGCCUCACAGAACUCCAGCACCUCGCUUCUCCGCUCCAGAUGUUGAGUGGUGCAGGGGGUUAUUCUCGAAGUGGCUCACCAGCAAUCGUUGGAUGGACAGCUGAGGAAGUCUUGUUGAACUCCAGACACAUGGAAGAUUUCUUCCAUCGAGAUCGGAUCAGACUACAAACUGAUCUUUCUAGCCCGACUCCAGUGACGAGUGAGGCUCUCAGCCGACUCGCCGAGUGGAUGAAGAGUCAGUCUUCGUGCUUUCUUUGGCUGGAAGGCCCGCAUACAGAAGCCGAUGACUUCGACAACGCCAUGACUAUAUUGGCGAACAAGGUCGUUGAACUAGCAGAAGAAGCUCAUGUGCCCGUCGUAUCCUGUUGCGAACUGCGCCGAGGGGAACGUCUCAGGUCUGGCAACGACACGCGUGAAGCUCAGUCGACAGUGGCUUUGACGUGUGCACUUUUGCGGCAGAUGGUAGAGCACUUGCUUCCGAGGUUCGAAACAGAAAUUGAUCUUUCAGCGAGCCGUCUCCGAGUCCUGGAUGGGUCGAUCCUAUGCUGGUCGCAGAUGUUGCAACUCUUCUGCGAUCUCCUGCCACUCAUGCCCGAUACUCUGCUCUGUGUUAUUGACGGCCUUCAGUGGCUUGGCGACCGAAGCACCGAUGUGUACUUGGAAGAGCUGCUCCAGGCGAUGAGGGGUACCAAGCUGAGGGUUCUGUUCACGACGACGGGCAGGUCGGUUUGCUUACGGAAGCAGCUGCAGCCGAACGAGACUCUGGCAAUUGAGGCUGUCGACUUGCGAGAAGCGGCGUGGGGAUUGGACAGGAAUAACUCGUGGGCUUUAACAUCCACUUGA